AUGAGGAGAAGAGACGUUGCCUUCUGUCUCCUGCUUUUGCCAGCUUUUAUGACUCAAGCAGUGUCUGGACAAAGAAAGAAAGGACCAAAGCCAAACACACUUACAAGGAAAAAUGACUUCCAGGACGCCAUUUGCUUCAUAGAUGUUGUCUUUAUCCUGGACAGCUCUGAAAGUUCUAAAAUUGUACUCUUUGAUAAUCAGAAAGCCUUUGUGGACAGCUUGAGUGAAAAGCUGUUCCAGUUGACUCCUGGUCGUUCAUUAAAAUACAGCAUCAAGUUGGCAGCCCUUCAGUUUAGCAGCUCGGUCCAGAUUGAUCCACCCUUGUCUUCUUGGAAGGAUCUCCAGACAUUUAAGCAGCGGGUCAAGUCUUUGAACUUAAUUGGGCAAGGCACCUUUUCUUAUUAUGCCAUCUCCAAUGCCACAAGGCUACUGAAAAGAGAAGGGCGUAAAGAUGGCGUGAAAGUGGCCUUGCUGAUGACUGAUGGCAUCGAUCAUCCCAAGAGUCCAGAUGUCCAAAGUAUUUCUGAAGAUGCUAGAACUUCAGGAAUAUCGUUUAUCACUGUUGGACUUUCCUCUGUGGUUAAUGAAGCCAAACUUCGUUUGAUAUCUGGGGAUUCUUCCAAUGAACCCGUUCUACUAUUGAGCGAUUCAACACUUGUAGACAAAAUUCGGGAACGCCUGGAUGUCUUAUUUGAGAGGAAGUGUGAACACAAGAUCUGUGAAUGUGAGAAAGGCGACCCAGGCGACCCAGGGCCUCCUGGUGAUGCUCAGAAAGGAGAAACUGGAGAAAGAGGUCCUGUGGGAAUCCCUGGGUACAAGGGUGACAAGGGUGAACGAGGAGAAUGUGGGAAACCAGGAAUGAAAGGUGACAAAGGACCCGCAGGGCCAUAUGGACCAAAGGGACCAAGAGGAAUUCAGGGCAUUGGUGGACCUCCAGGGGAUCCAGGUCCAAAGGGAUUUCAAGGAAAUAAGGGUGAGCCAGGUCCUCCUGGUCCUUAUGGUCCCCCAGGAGCUCCUGGUAUUGGACUGCAAGGUGUUAAGGGUGAAAGGGGCCAGGAAGGAAGAACAGGCGCUCCAGGACCUAUAGGAAUUGGUGAACCCGGACAGCCAGGUCCCCGUGGUCCCGAGGGAGCACCAGGAGAGAGGGGCCUACCAGGAGAAGGAUUUCCAGGACCAAAGGGUGAAAAGGGUUCUGAAGGACCAAUUGGCCCACAAGGAUUACAAGGCCUGUCAAUCAAAGGGGAUAAGGGGGAUCUGGGACCUGUGGGACCCCAGGGACCAGCAGGUAUUCCUGGCAUCGGAAGUCAAGGUGAACAGGGAAUCCAGGGUCCAACUGGUCUACCUGGUCCACAAGGACCCCCAGGACAAGGCUCACCUGGUCCUAAGGGAGAAGUAGGCCAGAUGGGACCCACAGGGCCUAGAGGACCAAUGGGAAUUGGAGUACAGGGUCCAAAGGGGGAGCCAGGCACAGUGGGGCUCCCAGGACAGCCUGGAGUCCCCGGGGAAGAUGGAGCCUCUGGAAAGAAGGGUGAAGCUGGACUUCCAGGAACAAGAGGCCCAGAAGGAAUGCCUGGGAAAGGACAGCCUGGUCCCAAGGGUGAUGAAGGAAAGAAGGGGAGCAAAGGAAUCCAAGGACAGAGGGGGUCUCCAGGACCCGAAGGGCCGAAGGGAGAACCAGGCAUUAUGGGCCCCUUCGGAAUGCCUGGACCAUCAAUUCCUGGACCCUCUGGACCAAAGGGAGACCGAGGAGGACCUGGAAUGCCUGGUCUGAAAGGAGAACCUGGACUUUCUGUUCGAGGACCAAAGGGUGCCCAGGGUCCUCGGGGACCAGUGGGUGCUCCAGGACUCAAAGGUGAUGGCUAUCCUGGUGUGGCUGGACCUCGAGGACUGCCAGGACCCCCUGGACCAAUGGGCUUACGUGGUGUGGGAGACACUGGAGCGAAGGGAGAACCAGGGGUCAGAGGCCCUCCAGGCCCCUCUGGGCCUCGGGGCAUAGGAAUCCAAGGACCAAAGGGUGAUACUGGGCAAAAGGGCCUGCCAGGCCCUCCUGGGCCCCCUGGCUAUGGAUCACAAGGAAUUAAAGGGGAACAAGGACCUCAAGGGUUUCCAGGGACCAAGGGCACAGUGGGACUUGGCCUGCCCGGUCAGAAGGGAGAACACGGAGAACGGGGCGAUGUGGGGAGGAAAGGCGAAAAGGGAGAAAUCGGAGAGCCUGGAUCACCAGGGAAACAGGGGUUACAAGGACCAAAAGGAGACCUGGGACUUACAAAAGAAGAAAUUAUCAAACUUAUCAUUGAAAUAUGUGGUUGUGGGCCCAAAUGCAAAGAGACUCCACUGGAGUUGGUGUUUGUGAUAGACAGUUCAGAAAGUGUGGGACCAGAGAACUUUCAAAUCAUCCAAAAUUUUGUGAAGACUCUGGCUGACCGGGUAGCCUUGGACCUUGGCACAGCCCGGAUAGGCAUAAUCAACUAUAGCCACAAAGUAGAGAAGGUGGCUAGCCUGAAGCAGUUCUCCAGCAAGGACGACUUCAAGCUGGUGGUUGACAAUAUGCAGUAUCUGGGGGAAGGCACCUAUACAGCUACUGCCCUUCAAGCAGCCAAUGACAUGUUCAAAGAGGCAAGGCCAGGUAUAAAGAAGGUGGCCUUGGUGAUCACAGAUGGACAGACAGAUUCCCGAGAUAAAAAGAAGCUGGCAGAUGUGGUGAAGGAUGCCAGUGACUCCAAUGUGGAAAUAUUUGUGAUUGGGGUGGUGAAGAAGGAUGACCCCAACUUUGAAAUUUUUCACAAAGAAAUGAAUCUCAUUGCUACUGACGCAGAACAUGUAUAUCAGUUUGACGACUUCUUUACCCUUCAAGAUACUCUGAAACAAAAAUUAUCUAAAAAAAUUUGUGAAGAUUUUGAUUCCUAUCUCAUUCAAGUUUUUGGAUCAUCAUCUUUUCAACCUGAAUUUGGGGGGUCAGAACGAGAGGACAGCAUAUCCACUCCAAAGCCUGCAAAAGAAAUUUCUAAGUUGUUUAAUGUCUCUAGAGGCCAAAAUGAAGAGACUGAGCCUUUGGUGUUGAGUGAGGCUGAUACCUUGGCUGUCCCAACCCCACCUGAGGCCACCAAUACACCUGAGCCAUUGCUCAUAACCCCCACCUGUGUUUUCUCCCUAGAUCCAAGAUGCGAGGAAGCCCUGAAGCCCGGAAACUGUGGUGACUAUGUGGUUCGCUGGUAUUACGACAAACAGGUCAACUCUUGUGCUCGCUUUUGGUUCAGUGGCUGCAAUGGCUCAGGAAACAGAUUCCACAGUGAAAAGGAAUGUCGAGAAACCUGCGUUAUACAAUGAACAAGCACACUAACGGGCUUCAAUCAGAGGUUUAGAAAGAGACUGAUACAAACAGUGCACCUCAUCUGGGCAUACACUAAGUAGUGAUGGUUCAUAAAUGUCAUAGAGCCCUCACAACGACCACCUAGGGAUACAGACUUAUUAGCUGCCCACACAGCUGAAGGGUGGAAGGACUAGGGAUCUGGACUCAGCUGUGUAACACAGGCUUUAUCUGCUUCACAACCUGUGGUGUGGCCCUGAUUCCUCAUCAUUCUGGUAUACAUACGAUGACAGGUCACACCCCACACUCCCUGUGCCCACACUGUUACAGCACCUUCACAGCCCAUCAGUGAAGAAUGGUUUGUGAGGGGAAGGACUUUGGUUUGAACAUUGGAAGAAUAUCUACGUGUGAGUGCUGGGAUAGUGGUGAAGGAUGUUAAGGGGGAAGUUUAGCCCAAAGUGAUAGGAGAGAGAAAUACACCUGAAGUAAACUCACUAACUGUAUGAUAAACGGACUCUUCCAAUUCCUCGUUGGUGUCAAAGCCUUCACUGUACACUUAAGCUAUAUAUUAAAAUGAAGCAAGUCUUACACUUUUUCUUUGAAAGUAGGUGAAUAAGAUUGGAUUUUAUGGUGAAGGAGUGAGGAUUCAGACCAUCAUUUUAUAAUAAUUUUGUUAUACCAAGUGUAGGAAGACAGAGCGUUCUGAGCUGAGAUAGUAUUUUAACAUAUCAUCUACAAAAUACUUUCUCCUUCUCAGCCUGCUGCUCUCAUUCAAGUUGGACUCCAAAAAAUCUCCAGUCUAAGGGAAUGGAAGAAUAGCCAUCCCAGAAAAAAUAACAAUGCAGGGGGUUCCACAGCAUAAUUAAAAUUUUACUAUGUAACAUUUUUAUUAAAAAACACAUGCAACUUGUCAGUUUUAAAACAGGAUGAGACAAACAGGAAACACAUAACCUGGACUGGACCAAAGUGCUGACUCUAUGGAAGUUACGGUAUGCCCUUCCCCCAUCAUAUUUCUAUGACAGAGAAAUCCUACUCCAGAUUUUGUGUUGCUAUUGGCUUUUCUAUGUAAUUUUACAUGUAAGACCAUACAUAUCUCUAUGGAUACCUAAAUAAGAUAUAGUUGGUCUUGCAUAACUUAUAGAUUUGUAAGAAUGUUACUGUUUGUAUUCUAGUCUUCUAUCCCUUAAUGUUUUCAUUUGGCUUCAUAAUUAGCCCAUGAUUUACAAUAUAUAAAUAUAUGCACAAGUAAUUUAUUACUUAGAUGUUGGAAUCCUAGAAGAAUUAUGCUAUAAUAUGUACUUCUCUAUGAUUUUCUA
Messenger RNA from Grammomys surdaster, 4623 nucleotides. RefSeq names its product collagen type XXVIII alpha 1 chain (gene Col28a1). The transcript has 33 exons. The record is from RefSeq and is a predicted model, not a curated record. NCBI's taxonomy places the organism in Eukaryota, Metazoa, Chordata, Mammalia, Rodentia, Muridae. The coding region runs from base 1 to 3327 and encodes 1108 amino acids. Gene Ontology annotation, molecular function: serine-type endopeptidase inhibitor activity.